CCCCCCUCUCUCCUGCCCCCUCCCUCCAUCCUCACCCUCCGUCCUCCCCCUCCUCGACUCCUCGCGCUCCAGUGAUUAGCCCAGACCGGCUGCUGCCCCCUACAGGUGGAUGAAUGAAGACCCCAUUCAAGAGCCCAGCGGCCCCCGGCCCCGAGCGGACGGAGGACAUUCAGGAGUUUCUGCAAACAUGAUGAAGAAAAAGAACAAGAAACCGAGGACCAGCGUUGGUCCCAGUAAGACUCUGGCUCAGCCCAGAAGGAACAUCGUGGGCUGCAGGAUCCAGCACAUCUGGAAGGAGGGCAGUAAAUCCUCUCAGUGGAAGGGCACGGUGUUGGACCAGGUUCCCGUCAAUCCGUCGCUCUACCUGAUCAAGUACGACGGCUUCGACUGCAUCUACGGUCUGGAGCUGUACAGCGACGAGCGAGUGGUCGGCCUGGAGGUUCUGCCUGACCGAGUGGCUCCGGCCCGUGUGAGCGACUCGCUGCUGGCCGAGACGAUGAUCGGUAAAGCCGUGGAGCACAUGUUCGAGACGGAGGACGGACCCAAGGAGGAGUGGAGGGGGAUGGUUCUGGCCCGAGCUCCCAUCAUGACGUCCUGGUUCUACAUCACCUAUGAGAAGGACCCGGUUCUCUACAUGUAUCAGCUGCUGGAUGACUACAAGGAGGGAGACCUGCGCAUCAUGCCCGACUCCAACGACAGUGUGGCGGCGGAGCGAGAACCCGGCGAGGUGGUGGACAGUCUGGUGGGGAAGCAGGUGGAGUACGCCAAAGAGGACGGCGGGAAGCGUUCGGGGAUGGUGAUCCACCAGGUGGAGGCCAAACCCUCUGUCUACUUCAUCAAGUUCGACGACGACUUCCACAUCUAUGUGUACGACCUGGUCAAGACCUCCUAAAACCAGAAACAAACUCUCGAAAACGUCCACCAGAACCCGUCCUGAGAAGAAGAACCGCCGCCUCGUUCCAGAAACAGAACAGACCAACCAGUUCUUUACUUUGAUGACUGGAAUUAAACAGGGUUGGAAACUUCAGAGCAGCUCCACUCAUCCAUCACUCCUCGUUUCGUUCUUUUAGGAUCCUUCCUCCCGUUGGCUCAGACUCGGUUCCACAUUUUGGAACUUUUGUGAUAAAAUAUAAAAAGUCUGAGUCUGAGAGCUCGACUUUCCUGAGACCCUGCAGACGGAGGUUUUCCACCCAGAAGAACCUCCUCUGUUUCCUGAAACCCCGGCGGAGCUUCGUUACCUGAGGAAAAGGGGGCGGAGCCUUUGGGGUUAAUGAUGGGGUGAAUCAGCAGCCUCCACCUGCACCAGGUGGAUCACAGAGCAUUUCCUGGCCACGCCCCCCAGAGGUCACCUGAUGGCGAACAGAGACGCUGAAGGAGAACCAGAGGACUGAAAUCUUUCCGUUUUUUGUCCUUUUCUUGAGUUUUUUGUCGUCGGUGUUUUUCUGCAUCAGAACGUCCUGACGAUCCGUUAGCGUCCUGACGGCCCGUUAGCGUCUUGAUGGUCCAUUAGCGUCCUGAUGGUCUCCUAGCAUCUGGAUGAUCCGUUAGCAUCGCUACAAACCGCUGCUGCUCCAGAUUCCACUUAUUUAUCGUUUAGAAUCAGAACAUUUAGAGCUUCAUGACUCUCUGUAGAGCAGCUGUUAGCUAUCUGAGGUUAUGUUUUACAUUCUGCAGCUGUGCUUCACUCUACACUCGUUUAUUUUCUGUUUGUAGCUCAGUGGAUAAAAAUGUCCUGAAUCCGCCUCCAGCUGCUUUACAGUGUUAGAAACAAACCGACAUAUUUACCAAUGUUACAUCAGAGCUGCAGCGAUUAAUCAGCUGGUCGUCAGCUGUUCCAUUAGCUGCUAACCAUGUGACCAGGCUAGGCACUAGAAUCUCCAGCUAUUAGCACACCAAAGUCAGAAACUAGACACUAGCAUUCUUAGGCAAAUCCAUAGCAUGUCCAGGAUAGGACUUAGCAUUUCCUGGACUCGGCAUUAGCAUUCCUAGGUUAGCGACUGGACACUAGCCACUAGCGUACCCAUCUAGGCUAGUGGUUAACUGUUCAUCAAGUAAUUUGCAUCGUACGGCUAGUGGUUAGGAUCCUUAGGCUUGUAGUGUGCAUCUUCAAACAAGCAACUAACAUUCUUAGGUUGUUCAGUAGCAUCUCUAAGCGAGUCACUAGAAUCUCUAAGCUAGCCAUUAGCAGUCCUUGCCAACUACUCAAUGUUACAUCAGCAUUACAGCAAUUGAUCAACUAGUUGUCAACUGUUACAUUAAUCGCUAACCAUGUGACCCGGCUAGGCACUAGCAUCUCCAGCUAUUAGCCCACCAAAGUUGCCAACUUGACAAUAGCAUUCUUAGGAUAGAAACUAACAUUCUUAGGCUAAUCCAUAGCAUGUCCAGGCUAGCAAUUAGCAUUCCCUAGACUAGGCAUUAGCAUCCCUAGGUUAGCAACUGGACAGUAGAAGCUAGCGUACCUGUCUAGGCUAGUGGUUAACUCUUCAUCAAGUAAUUAGCAUCCUAUGCCUAGUUGUUAGCAUACUUAAGCUUGUGGUGUGCAUCUUCAAGCAAGCUAAUACCAUUCUUAGGUUAGUUGCUAGUAUCUCAAAGCUAGUUUCUAGCAUCUUGAGGCUAAACAUUAGCAUUUCUUGCCAAUUUAUCAAUGUUACAUCAGCACUGCAGUGAUUAAACAGCUGGUCAUCAACUGUUACAUUAAUCGCUAACCAUGUGACAAGGCUAGGUGCUAGCAUCUCCAGCUAUUAGCAUUUCUUGUCUGGUCACUUGCAUACCAAAGUUGCCAACUAGACACUAGCAUUCCUGAGAUCGGAACUAGCAUUCCUAGACUAAUCCAAGCAUGUCCAGGCUAGGAGUUAGCAUUCCUUAGACUAGACAUUAGCAUCCCUAAGUUAGCAACUGGACACUAGCAGCUAGCGUACCUGUCUAGCCUAGUGGUUAACUCUUCAUCAAGUAAUUAGCAUCUUUAGGCUAGUGGUUAGCAUCUUCAAGCAAACUAGUAGCAGUCUUAGGCUAGUUGCUAGCAUCGCAGAGCUAGCCAUUAGCAUUCCUUGCCUGGUCGUUGUUGGUUCUAAGCAGAAUCAGAACGUUUAGAACUUCAUGACUCUCUGUAGAGCAGCUGUUAGCUAUCUGAGGACGUUUCCAGUGUUCUUUCAGGUGAUAUUUAUGUUUUACAUUCUGUAGCUGCCACUCUACGCUCAUUUAUUUUCCGUUUGUAGCUCAGUAGAUAAAAAUGUCCUGAAUCUGCCUCCAGCUGCUUUACAGUGUUAGAAACAAACCGACAUAUUUACCAAUGUUACGUCAGAAUGCUGGUCGUCAGCUGUUCCGUUAAUCAUGGGCUGGUUUCACUUUUGGUUUGAGUCGUUUUAAGGUUCUAAAGUUGUGAAUUUUUUCUGGUUUGUCCCGUUGGAAAAAACAGAAAAUUAUUAGUGGAGAAAAUACUCAUCAGGUUGAAAUAAUGGUUUGUUAAAUUCACAUUUUAUCUCCUAGAACAGAGAACGUUGAUCAUCUUCUCUGAUGUGUCAAAGCUCAUUAAUGAUUCUGUUAUUGAUCCAAUUGGAGGUUGAUUAAGUGUUGGUUCUGUGUUUUUAUAACGUUCUCCUCCCUGCAGAGCUGACGGACUUCCUCUGCACUGUACAGUCACUUCCUGUCUAUAUGUUAAUAUCAGCUGAUUUUCUUUGUAUAUUCCCGCUCCUUUGGUUCUGUGUGUUUAGAACCCAGUCGGCUGUAUAAGCUGCUUUGUAGAUGAUGUUCUCUGACUGCUGAGGAACCUUCAGCGUCCACGGUCCCGAGUUCUCAGCCGACGUAGCUCCGCCCACCACGGCAGGUGACCUGCAGGUGUUCAGUCUGUGGCCUGACGGGACUAAAGAUCCCAAACUAGACCUUUUAAAUGUUCUCUUUGUGGUUCCAAUUGGCAGAUUCGAAUUCUGACUAGAAUCUAGAACAUUCUCGGUCAAAGAACCUUCGUGUUCCAGAUUCAGGAUCUGACGUCGAACUAUUUCCUGUUACUUCAGUCUGUUUAAACCUAAGAACGUUCUGGCUCUAGAAUGCGGACAGGUGUGGCAUUUUGUCAUUUAGUACCUUCAUCGCUGAUCUAGAAUCUGUGGAACAUGUUCUGACUGUUCUGGAUCUGCGAUUUUUAAUUCUGGAACAGAUUUCAGUGUUGAUUUUUUUUUACCAUGUUCCGUUUUUACAGAUUUUGUUUUCUAAAGUGCGCCGCUUCAAAAUCCAGAACAUGGAGGUAAAAAUAUUCUAGAAUACUUUGGAGCCCAACGUGCUCCAACUCGAGAACAAGUCACGCAGAUUAGAAAAGCAUCCUCUGUUCUAGAAUCAUGUGCUGCAUGUUUAACGUUCUGGUUCUAGAACACGGACGUCUGGAGUUCAUGUUCACAUUUGUUCCAGAUAAUCGUCCCGUUAACACGUUCUAGAAACGGAACGUUCUGAUUCACCUGUUCUGUCGUUUGAUGUGGACCGAGUCGAUCGUUCUGACUCUGGAACCCAGAACACUUUAAUUAGAUCUGAGUUGCUUAUUCCGGUUCUAGAAUCCGUUUUACACCAGCGACUCUAGAAUUUGUUGCUUGACGUCGUGGAACGUUUGCCGUCACACUGUCCGGUUUGAUUUCUGGAACACGCAGGAACGAACACGUGCUGAUUCUAGAACACGCCUGUUCCUGGUUGGAUCUUCAGGCUGAGGAAUUCUGGGAUGUGGAAGCUGGAGUGAGUCCUGGUGUGUGUGUGUGUGUGAGAGAGAGUGUGUGUGUUGCGUGUGCGUGCUGUUAGCAUGCGUAUUUAGCUCCUGUAAAUCGAUGUCAUGCAUGUUUCCUGUAGUUUUUCUUCCGUUGUUCGGCUGAUUCUCUGUCGUGGCUUCGGUGCCUUCGGGUUUUUAUUCAGUUUUUUAUGUUUUAUUUCGUACCGUGUUCCAGACGUUAGCCUCUGGGAUUAUUGUUUAAAAGAAGAAGAACCUCCGGCUAACAGGGCUAGCAGCAGCUAUCUGAUGCUUACCUGAUGGUUCCUGUUGUCAGAGGAUCGUUCCUUUACAGAGUGCCAACUACAGAUGCCAGUGUUGUACAGCCGUGAAAAGUUCACAAUAUUUACUAAAAUAAACCAUUUCUCUGUUUUUUCA
Molecule: messenger RNA, 5119 nt
Organism: Acanthochromis polyacanthus (spiny chromis)
Lineage: Eukaryota; Metazoa; Chordata; Actinopteri; Pomacentridae
Gene: spinb
Product: spindlin b
Exons: 6
Coding region: 110-892 (260 amino acids)
Biological process (GO): gamete generation
Source: RefSeq, a predicted model, not a curated record